AAAUUUAGUCAAACGCCCAAUGCUUCGUCUUCCUGCUUCCUUGAGUUUCUUCUCCUCUUCCUCCUCCUCCUGUCGCCAUUUCCCAUAUCGCCACCUAGAAUCAACAAAAGCGACCACCUUUUCUCCGUGCGCUUCGAUUCCAAGGCCCUAAUCUAAUUAGGAGCUCACCGCAACAAGAUUGCUCGGAGCUUUCGAGCGUUUCUUUUUUUUUUUUGUUUCCUUCCGCGAUAUUUAUAUUCUAAUGCUGCAACUAGCUGCCCGAAUCCUCAAAGGCGGAGCAUUUUCUAAAGUGGAGUUCUCAAAAAAAGCGUCUUCUUGGGGUGGAUUGCAAGUUGGUGACCCAAAUCCGUCGCUACGGGUCGGGAGUUCUUGGAUUUCCCGCUGAUUGGUUCGCAGAUUGGAGCUCUUGAUUUGGUUGCGCCAUGGCGCUGUUCCGGAAGUUCUUCUUCAAGAAACCGCCCGAUGGGUUGCUUCUAAUCACGGACAACAUAUACGUUUUUGAUCAUUGCUUCUCCAUGAAAGAGAUGGAAGAAGACCAUUUUGAAGCCCACAUAAGAGGUGUUGCAGCACAUCUUCUAGAUAAUUUUGGUGAUCAUUCAUUCAUGAUCUCGAAUUUCGGCAUUCGAGAUGAAGAAAGCCCCAUAUAUCACAUUUUAUCUGAGUAUGGUAUGACCGUCCUGGACUACCCUGGCCACUAUGAGGGGUGUCCACUUCUCACCAUGGAAAUGGUCCACUGCAUCUUGAAGUCGAGCGAAAGCUGGCUCUCUUUGGGUCAGCGUAACUUUCUGAUAAUGCACUGUGAACAAGGAUGCUGGCCUAUUCUGGCUUUCAUGUUAGCUGCUCUCCUGAUAUACCUGGGACAGUAUUCUGAUGAGCAGAAAACACUGGAUAUGCUUUACAAGCAAUCGCCAGUAGAGCUCUUGGAGAUGUUUUCACCUCUGAAUCCCAUGCCGUCGCAAUUGAGAUACUUGCGCUAUGUUUCGAUGAGGAAUGUCGUGCCUGAGUGGCCUCCAGCUGAUAGAGCCCUGACGUUAGAUUCUGUGAUUUUGAGGAUGGUUCCAGAUUUUCAUGGUCAAGGUGGUUUCCGUCCAAUAUUCAGGAUAUAUGGCCCAGAUCCGCUUAUGCCUACUGAUCAGACUCCUAAAGUUCUUUUUUCGACUCCAAAGAGAAGCAACGUUGUCCGUUUCUAUUCACAGGCAGAUGAACUGGUGAAAAUAAACCUUCAAUGUCAUGUCCAAGGGGAUGUUGUCCUAGAAUGUAUCAAUCUGUAUGAGGAUCUGGAUCGUGAGGACAUGGUAUUCCGGAUCAUGUUCAAUACAGGUUUCAUCAGGUCAAACAUAUUGAUGCUUAAUCGUGACCAAAUAGACAUUUUAUGGAACACACAAGACCAAUUCCCUAAAGAUUUUCGAGCUGAGGUUAUUUUCUCUGAUAUGGAUGCAACUACUUCACACAUCACAACAGAGCCGGUUAGUCAUCAAGAGAAACAAGGACUUGGUAUUGAAGAGUUUGCUAAGGUGCUUGAUAUAUUCAACCAUUUAGACUGGUUGGAUGGGAAGAAGGAUACUUCGCUUCACAUACCUCAACGAAAAGCAUCAUCCACUUCUCAAGGAAAUAUAGAUGAAUCUCCUGCUGAUGGGUCCGAGACUUUCUUCGAUACUAAAGAAGAACUUGACUUUGAUAGUCUCUCUGGUGAAAGCUCGUCUUCGCUUGUUUUGAAGUUAACAGAUGACUAUGUUAUGGUUGGUUGCACUGAACUUCAACAAGAUCCCCUACAUUCAACCUCAGCUGAAGUUCCAUCCAAAAUACAAACAAUAGAAGUAGCUCCUUCACGAACAAGGCCUCCAUCGGUGCUGUUGUCACCUACUAAGGUUAAGAUGCCAAAGACCAGUGCUUCAUCAAUGGCACUACCUUCAAGCACGGUAAUACCCCAAGCACCGUCCUCACCAGUUCAGCCACAGGGACUGAUAGAUUCUGCAGUGCAAAUUGCACCAGCACAGUCAGCGUCAAAAUCAGCUGAGAACUCUGGUUCACAAACUCCAGUAAACCAAGAACCUUCACCUCUUACCGUAAAUAAUUCAGCAUCGACCGCAUCCUUGAUAGCUUUGUGCACACCUCCGCCUCUUCCUCCUCCGCCGCCCACUGUCUCAUUAGCCCCUGUUUCCCCCAUUUUACCCAUAAAUACUAGUACAAGUAUAAUCAGCGUUUCCCUUAGAUCGAUCAUGCCCUCCCCUUCACAACCUCCAGAAUCAUCAGCCUCUCCACUAGCUCUUGCAAGAAAUGAAGAGCUAGUUAAAUCUCAAGAACCUUCCUGUGAAAACCUUGAGAAGUUUCCACCUGAAUUUUCUAGAGCUUCCAGUGUCACUGCAUUGUCAUCAGAUUCUCUAUUGUCCAUAGAAAAGGAAUCUAGCAGUACAAGAACAUAUGUCCCAGAAGCUUUGCCUGCAAUGCCUCUGACUUCAGACACUCGGACCUCAUUAAUUUCAAUUUCAACUGCAGCAUCCCCACCCCUGCCGCCGCCACUGCCACCCCCUCUAAAACCAUCUACUGUGAUGUUUCCUUUGUCAUAUGGUAAAGAGGUAGCAAGCACUAAAGAAAAGGCUGCACCAACUCAGCCUCCACUCCCACCACCUCCACCGCCAAUACAACCAACAUUGAUUUCAAACUCGAUAUAUUCAUCUACUUCAUCUGUGGUUUCUGCACCACUAAAGAGAGGCCAAUCUCCAGCUCCACCCCCUCCGCCGCCGCCACCCCCACCCCCACCAUUUCCCGUAUCAUCAUUUUCUCCUCCGCAACCACCGCCGCAACCUCCUUCAGCAGUACCAGGGCUGCAAGCAUCGCCUGUUCCACCACCGCCGCCACCUCCACCUCCUCCAAUGAUUCCAGGGAUGAAAACACCACCCACCCCACCGCCACCUCCUCCAGCAGCUCCAGGGCAGCAAGCACCAGCUGUUCCACCGCCACCUCCACCUCCACCUCCUCCAAUGGUUCCAGGGAUGCAAACGCGGCCCAUUCCACCACCACCUCCUCCAUCUCAAACUAACUCUUUGGUUUCUUCAUUUCCAUCCACAAGUAAAAGAAUUCCACCGCCACCCCCUCCUCCAUCUCAAACUAGCUCAUUGGUUUCUUCAUUGCCAUCCUCAAGGAAAGGAAAUGAUGUGGCAGCCCCUCGUCCCCCACCUCCCCCACCACUGUAUUCCAGGUCAUCUCAUGUCACUUCUGCACCAUCAGCACCACCUGCACCCCCAUUGCCUCCUCCGAAGCUAGUUGGGGCCAGCAAACCUUCACAAGAGCAAAUGAUAACCUGGCCACCACCACCUCCACCAGGCCCACCUCCUAAGAAUUCCUCGAACUCUUUGCCAAGUAAGGGUAAUGUUGUCAGUUCAUCUCCUCCCCCACCUCCUACAUUCUCAUUUGGCGCAAAGGACCGUAGCACAGCCCGGUCCAGAAGUCCUAGAAGUUUGCGGCCCAACCAGUCAUCUAAGAGGACACCAUUGAAGCCGUUGCACUGGGUGAAAGUGUCAAGAGCUACACAGGGAAGCUUAUGGGCUGAAACACAGAAGUCUGAUGAAGCAUCAAGAACCCCAGAGAUAGAUAUUUCGGAACUUGAAAGUCUUUUCUCGGUAGCCAUGCCAAACAUGGAGGAGAAACGGGCACGCCAACGUCCUUCUGUUGCAGCGAAACAAGAAAAAGUUCUUUUGAUUGACCUUCAGCGCUCAAAGAAUUGUGAAAUUAUGCUGAGAAACAUUAAGAUGCCAUUACCAGAUCUGAUGAACUCAGUGCUUGCACUUGACGAUUCCAUUGUUGAUGGUGAUCAAGUAGAUUAUCUAAUAAAGUUCUGUCCAACUAAGGAAGAAAUGGAACUACUCAAAGGGUUUACAGGCAACAAAGAGAACCUAGGGAAAUGUGAACAGUUCUUCUUGGAAAUGAUGAAAGUCCCAAGAGUGGAGUCAAAACUGAGAAUCUUAUCCUUUAAGAUUAAGUUUCUUACACAGGUUGCAGAUCUGAAAAACAGCUUGAAUACUAUCAAUUCUGUUGCUGAAGAGGUUAGGAACUCUGUUAAGCUUAAGCGAGUGAUGCAAACAAUUCUUUCGUUGGGAAAUGCAUUAAACCAAGGAACUGCAAGGGGGUCGGCUGUUGGAUUUAGAUUGGAUAGCCUUCUUAAACUCAUUGAUAUUCGGGCACGUAAUAAUAGGAUGACUCUCAUGCAUUAUUUAUGCAAGGUUCUUUCUGACAAGCUUCCUGAAGUUCUUGAUUUUAACAAGGACCUCACAUAUUUAGAACCUGCAUCAAAGAUUCAAUUGAAAGAGUUGGCGGAAGAAAUGCAAGCGAUAACAAAGGGACUGGAAAAGGUUGAGCAGGAAUUGACAACAUCUGAAAAGGAUGGUCCAGGGUCUGAGAUAUUUUACAAGAAAUUGAAGGAAUUUCUUGCUGAUGCUCAAGCUGAAGGAAGAUCGUUAGCUUUUCUUUACAGUACUGCGGGGAAAAGUGCAGAUUCUCUAGCACAUUAUUUUGGUGAAGAUCCAGUGCGGUGUCCAUUUGAACAAGUUGUCUCUACUUUGCUAAGCUUCGUGAAAACGUUCGAGCGUGCCCAUGCCGAGAACCUCAGACAGAUGGAGCUGGAGAAGAAAAGGGCCCAGAUGGAAGCAGAAAAGGAGAAAGUGAAAGCAGCAGCUCACAAGGAGGAUUUGCUGGAGCCAUGAAUUUUGGUCUGAUGAGUUGGCAAAGUAUGCAUUGUCGUUGAUUUCUUGCCGUUUCAUAUUGCGGCCUUAGCUUCAUGACCAAGGACAGUACGGCAGAAAAUUUUGUAGCGGUUUAUUCGAAGCUUCUAACCAUGUGAAAUUGGAGGUGAAGAAAAUUAGCACAUAUGACAGGUACAUCAAUGGAAGUUACUCCCUAUAUGCUUGGACUACUAUUGGUUCUUACAGUUUUGCCCUGCAGACAGAGGGAGAAAGACAAAUAUAAGCUCACUAUGUAGUGCUAAUAUGACAGUUUACUUAGCAGAUAGACUAUACAGCAAUACAGAUACAGCUUCACUGGUUCAGUGGUUCUUACUGUACAUAGGAAAGUGCAGCUAUGCAACUCACCGGUUCCCUGGUGCUGAACAAAUUUUGCAAUGUUUGUGCCCGCAAAAUAUGUACAUUUGUAGAGAUGCUUUUGUGCAUUACGAUGUAUAACACUGUAAGUAGAACAAAUAAAACAAUAUUUUUCCAAAUGGAAUGUGUGGCCAUUUGAUCAUUCAUUCAUCUGGCUGGAGCUGUGGAACAGGCAGCUUGUAUCUUGUUUUUUCCUCCUUGUCUGGAAGGAUAGACAAAUGCUCUGAACCUUAUCAGUUA
Oryza sativa Japonica Group (Japanese rice) is the source of this 5333-nucleotide messenger RNA. NCBI's taxonomy places the organism in Eukaryota, Viridiplantae, Streptophyta, Magnoliopsida, Poales, Poaceae. The record is from RefSeq and is a predicted model, not a curated record.